CAAAACGAACGGACGCUUCCGAUCCGCGUUCGGUUUGAUCGAUUUAGAAGUACAAAACUAGAGUGUGUCUUGAACGAGAUCGUGUGUGCUAAUGUCGCCACUUAGUGUACGCCGGAGUGUGUGACCACUUUCAGUAUCAGCUGAAGCGAGCGCAUUACUUAGGAAAGUUUUUACCGUUAGAUUUCGUAAAAGUGCUACAGAACCGUUAAAGAAAGGUUUCGUGUGAACGGAGAACAAGCAUCACCACACUCAGAAGAACCCUAUUUUUAUCAUGCAAACCAUCGGAUAUAAUGAGCAAUUUUUCGUGGACAACUACUCCACGCUGGACGACGAUGAUGACCUUCGCCUAGGCUACGACUGGUCAUCGGAUGCAAUGUCCAUCCGGAGUGUCGGAAGCGAUUCCAGUAGCUCCGAUGACAUGGACCUCAACGGUGAACGGCUUUCGCUGGCGUACGAACGGCUGUCGCAGAUACCGCGCAAGGUAGCCGAAAAGUUUUCCCGUACCACGACAAUACUCGACCUGAGUUACAAUGAAAUUAAAGACCUAUCCUUUUUGGCGCACUUCCGCCAGCUCAACACACUGAUCCUGGACAAGAAUCCGCGGCCCGAUGAGCGGACGUUGCCACCGCUGCCGAACCUCGAGCUCCUGUGGCUGAACCACUGUGAUAUCGGCAAUCUACAGAACUGGAUCUACCGCAUCCGGGAAUGCUGCCCGUCGCUGAAGUACCUAUCGCUGAUGGGUAACCCGAGCGCCACGUCCUCCUUUAAUGGGAAUUCCACGCUCGAACACAACGACUACCGGCUGUUCGUGAUCAGUAUUCUGCCCCAGCUGCGCUACCUGGACGACGGCGAAGUGACCGUGGCACAGCGGACACAAGCCAAAAACUUCAAACACACCUACAACCUUACCCAGGGCCAGUACAACAUAUUCGAGACGGCCGGGCGACGUGCGGGGGUCGUUCCUCCACUUCCUCCGCCACUGACGACGACGACGGGCCACAAAAAAAAUCGCAAGCGGCUGCGGCACAGCUCCCUUGGGGACCACUAGAACAGAACAACAGAACGCUGUGCCACUGUGCACAGACUGUGUAACGCGCACCGUGGCCCUGAUGCUUUAAGAAGCCCGGGUUUCGAAGAUGAUAAGCGAGACAAUAAUUUGGUUUCUCUGUCCGUAAUCAGUUAAGUUUUCUAAUAAAUACACGCAUACGGAACGCUGAAAGACGCGCGAUCCUGU
Messenger RNA from Anopheles cruzii, 1234 nucleotides. Its product is annotated as leucine-rich melanocyte differentiation-associated protein-like. NCBI's taxonomy places the organism in Eukaryota, Metazoa, Arthropoda, Insecta, Diptera, Culicidae. The coding region runs from base 272 to 1048 and encodes 258 amino acids. The transcript has 4 exons. The record is from RefSeq and is a predicted model, not a curated record.